Messenger RNA from Neltuma alba, 807 nucleotides. Its product is annotated as transcription repressor MYB6-like. The annotation marks the transcript as partial. The record is from RefSeq and is a predicted model, not a curated record. NCBI's taxonomy places the organism in Eukaryota, Viridiplantae, Streptophyta, Magnoliopsida, Fabales, Fabaceae. The transcript is spliced from 6 exons.
AUGACGAGAAGGCUUUACUAUGACGAAAAUGGAAUAAAGAGAGGUGCGUGGAGUAAGAAAGAAGAUGAAAGGUUAAGAGCAUAUGUCGAGAGACAUGGCCAUAGUAAUUGGCGUCAACUCCCCAAACACGCUGUCUCUAAUGAAAGAAAUACAAGUUUGGAUGUGGAUCUUGAUGGAGUUUCAGCCGCAAUUACAUACAGAUGGUCUUUGAUUGCCAAAAGAUUUCCAGGGAGAAGUGACAACGGGAUCAAGAACCACUGGCAUAGCUACCUAAGGAGGAAAGUGGAGUGCACUCAUGAGGAAAAAUCCGAGUUCAAAACGAAGGCCAGCGAAAGCUCUCCACCCCUCUGGAAUUCAUCUGCAACCUUUUCCUUCGGAGGAUCAAGCGUUGCUAGCGCUGCAUCGGAAAUAAUUGAAGAAUUCGGUGAUACCUGGACCCCACCAUUUGUCCCAGAAAAUAUAUACGACCAGGAUAACUAUUAUAGUCUGAACUUUGCAGCAAAUGAAGCAGACUUGGAUGAAUAUUAUUCCUCGUUCCUCGUCAAUAAUGCUGAGUUUUUGUACCAAGUGAUGCAAGAAUUUCCAGAAGAUCCUAAAAAGGAUAUGAAUACGUUGAAGAAGAAAAGUUAUGGUCUACUUGACUAUGAAAACAUUGAUAUGGUGGACUUUUGGGUGGCUAAAGAAGAUCCUGCUCUAGAGUUUGAUGAUAGAGAUGGGGCUACACUUGAAAAUACCCUUAACAAUGAAGGCGCUGCAAAUUCAACAACUCUUGAGAGGAAUAACGAAGGUGAUGAAGACAUAGAUAUU